This is a messenger RNA of Fundulus heteroclitus (mummichog), 3456 nucleotides long. It is a transcript of the gene slf1, whose product is annotated as SMC5-SMC6 complex localization factor 1. Gene Ontology annotation, biological process: positive regulation of double-strand break repair. Gene Ontology annotation, molecular function: protein binding. Lineage: Eukaryota; Metazoa; Chordata; Actinopteri; Cyprinodontiformes; Fundulidae. The transcript is spliced from 19 exons. The record is from RefSeq and is a predicted model, not a curated record. The coding region runs from base 312 to 2975 and encodes 887 amino acids.
GGCUUGAAUCGGUUUUUUUUUAAUCCAUUUGGGGAGGGAAGCAGCUGGAGUCUGAAACAUGAGUAUUCGAUGUGUUUACAUUAAGGAACUAAAUAACUUAUUUCGUAUAUUUUCAUGGCAACGUUCAACAUAUGGUUAGAGGGAACAACAACACGGCGACUCAAACGCUGAUGUCAUUGUUGGCUGUCUGUUUACUUUCCGUUUUGGCGCGCGUGAGGAUCGAAAGUCAUCGGCGUUGGUGUGAUGAAGAUGGGCACCACUUCACUCUCUGAUCGCGACACAGACCAAAAAAGGGGAUCACACUGAACUGCAUGGCGAUACAACCAGUUCAACAGAUGGAGAGCUGCAAACGGGUUUUCCAGAUCUCUGGGAUCAAAGUGCGGGAUAAGAAGAGAGUUUUGAUUAAGGGCAUCUAUCAGCUGGGUGGAAAAUACAUUGGCGGCUCAGCAUAUAAGCACUGCACCACUCAUCUCAUAAUCCCCCAGGUUUUGCCCAGUGAGAAGUUUUUCGCAGCUUGUGCAGCAGGAAAGUGGGUUGUGACUCCCAAGUACGUGUUGGAAAGCAUGAAAAAUGGCUCCUGGCUGCCCGAGGGAGCCUACGAAGUGGCAAUUUGCACAAGCUCCUCCGCCGCCUUUUACCCCGUCAGACAGUGGAGGGAAAAGGUGAGCAGAGGUAGAGUUGCCGGUGCCUUCCAGGACUGGAGAGUCCUUCUUAUGGUCCAAGAACCCGGCAGAAGAGCCAUGUUCAAACGGCUGCUGAAAGCUGGCAAGGCGGAAGUGUACGACUGUCCUCCUGUCUACACUUCCAUCACUCAUGUCGUGGCCAAACCUGUUACGGAGAAAUCCAAGUCCUUUAAUGCGCCCUGUUACCCUGUGAGCCACAUAGUCCAACAUCUCUUCGGGAGCAAUCACGUGGAUAUGAAUUUCAACAAAACCGAAGAUCAUCCAUCCGAGACUAAAGCCGCCCGUCUUGAUUGCUUCUCUAAUUUGGAGGCAGAUCUCAGGGGCUUUGCUGUCAAAAAAGAGGAGCGGCCAAGGCUGUGGUUCUAUGAAUUUCUGAGUUGCGGCGACCCUCGCCGUCCCCACACACAGGCGAUCGUGGAAGACAUCACCAACGUUGCCAGUAUGAUAGAGUGCGGCCUAUUCAGCGAGGCCUUGGACUCAAUCAGAAGCUCCGUGCUUCCGGGCCUGUUGCCACCGGCGACGUACCUGAUCUCCCUCUUGGAGUACGCACAGCAGGGUAACGCCUCACCCCUCUUCCUGCGAGAUCUGCGGCAGGUUAUGGAAAACCUGCUCUUUAGCAAUCCUCCGUGGCUGGCUUCCACUGCAGGGAGACGCUUCUACUGCCAGCUGCUGCAGUGUCCUCAGUGCAAGAUGGGCCUGUGGCCUCUUUUAGAGACGGCUGUCCGAUACUGCCUGACCGGCAGCGGCACCUGUCACCCGCACCCCGGACCCGCCGUGCCAGGCCUGCUACAUUUCUACGCUGACAUCCUGGCGUUUUGCCUCAAGUUUCUCAAGGCUGAACUUCAUUCCAUCACCGGCGGGGACUCGGUGCCCCCUCAGCAAGCACAAGCUCCAUCUGCACCAACCUGCAACUUCCUGCUGUACAGAACCUUCUGGACGGUGUGGGAACGAACCACGCUGUUGUCCCCCACCGUGAAGAAGCUUCUUCAGCUCGUAACGGAAGCUGCCGUCGUGGACUUUGCCGAGGGAGCAGAGAAGCGGGAUCUGUAUCUGGCCGACACGCUGCUGGACCUUCUGUCUGUCUUGGUGGAGUUUUGGUGUCAGCGGCACUUCAAACUGAAUCAGAGCCGGGUAGAAAAAGGCCUGAAAGACCUCUCGGAGCACCUUGCUGUUGUUAGCCAGGAUCUAUCUCCAGACGUUUUGGUAGAGCUCGUUUGCAAAGUUCGCUCCUCCAGGCUAAGGUUGGUCGUAGCAGACGCCAUCUUCAGGAAUCUGUGCUGCAGGAGUGGGGUCACUGUUGGAGAUGAUCCUUUCUCUCUCAGUAAAAUGGUGCAGUCUUACCUGCCCGCCCUGGGAACUUUAGCUCAGAGUCCCAGCAUCGCUUCCUACAAGACCGGCCAACCCUCCCACAGCUGCAGGAGUCAGGGAACGAGCAGAGCCGAGAGCCAGUCGGUGACUGCAACGAGCCCCGAGCGAGAAAACGGCCCUAGAGGCUUGAGCAGAGUCAACGCAGCAGGAGAGACCCUCCUACACAGAGCUUGCAAGAGGAACCAAGUGGAAACGGUGCUUCAGAUCCUGGCGCUUCCUGGCACAGACGUCAAUGUUAAAGACCAUGCAGGCUGGACUCCUCUCCAUGAAGCAUGCAACCAUGGCAGCACUGAGAGCGUGAGAGCCUUGCUGCAUCACCGCCCCGCCCCUGUCCUAACCGACCAGGUCGGCGGAGUCAGUCCGCUGCACGAUGCCUUGCUCAACGGACACCUGGACAUAGCCAAAAUGUUACUGGAACAUGGAGGCUCAGUGCUCCUCCAGCAGACUGACGGAGACGGACAAGCUCCGCUGGACAUGGUCUCUGCGCCGAGUCAGAGGGAGGAGCUCCUCCGCAGCGCUCAGGUCGGCGAUUCGGCCCGCACGAACAAAGACAAAACGCAGGUUUUCAACCUUCCUCUCUUGGAGGCCGGAUCCUACCUUCUGGGCCAUCUCAUUUUCUCCUACCUGCUGGAUAGGGGUCUGCCCGGCCUUAUGCAGUUGGGGGACAGGCCCCACGCCCUGGUCUGCGAGCUGGUCGGAGCGUUGGACCAACACGGCCUCCAGAAAGUGACUGUGGACUGGACAGACCAGCGGGCGGUGAGGCUGGCAGGAGAUGUAGAGACGUUGUUGAAGCUGAGCCGGGGACUCCAUAAGGAGCAGGUGUCUCUUGCUGUGAAGGAGUGCAGAGGAGAGAAAACAGUCUUCUUGAUGGAAACACUUGAGAGCCUAAGUUCUCGAGGCAAAGCACUGUUAGCUGAUUUGUAAGAAAACAAAGAUUAAUGACCUGGAAAAAAAGUUGCACAUUUUCUCAUCCAGGGGUUUUGUGUACAGUGAUGCGAUCUCCGGACCCACUGACCCUGAUUUGUACACGUUGGUAUAAUAUGACCUUCAGAGUUUUUUUGGUGAUCUUGGGAUUUUGAGUAAUUUCUACCAUGUAUAUAAAGUUUGCCUGAAGUAGAGUCUGUGUUUUGUUAUAUUGUUUGACGUUGAAAGAAAAGUUUAUUUUUUUUAAUAUAUCUCCAGUUGUACAGUAUUUUUCAGACUAUAAGGUGCACUUUAAAUCCUUCCGUUUUCUAAAAAAUUGCGUUUUAUAAUCCAGUGCACCUUAUAAUCCGAAAAAUACGGUAUAUUGUUUACAUGAACACUAACAUUACCAUUAGGACUAACAACCAACUGUUUAAUGUUAAUAUUAUUUUUACCUUUCUUGUUGUUUUCUAUUUUAUAAAUAAAACAUCUACCCAUCCAU